Molecule: messenger RNA, 1545 nt
Organism: Rotaria sp. Silwood2
Lineage: Eukaryota; Metazoa; Rotifera; Eurotatoria; Philodinida; Philodinidae
Source: the annotation of a GenBank genome assembly
AUGAAUUCCCCUUUGUUUUCUGUCAAUGAUGUUGCUGCGCAAGCACGAAUAAAUCGAGAAAGAAGAAGAAAAAAACGUCGUGAUACUUAUAAAAAUUAUAAACAUUUAUCAAAUAAUAUUAAACCUUUCAAAAAAAGAUUUAAAUCACAUACAAAAAGAAUAAUAACACAACAACUUUCAACCGAUCAUAUGUAUUCGGAACUAACACAUCAUUCGUCUUUUACAAAAUCAUCGAUACCUGGUGAAGAAGUUCUACAAGACGUUAGUUUACAAGAAGAAAUAAAUGAACAUGAUAUAUUUAAGCUAAAUUUGAAUUUUUCGUCGCAAGAAGAAUCGGUUACUCAAUCCGAUGAUGAAUUUAAUUUUGAUCAAAAUAGUCCGUUUUCAUCGACAAAUGAUGAGGAAUUAGACUUCAUUCCCAUGAAUGAUGAAGAUCAAGAGAGUACCUCACUUGGUGAAGCUGAACGUGUGUUACAUCCAUAUACUCAUGUAUCAAUUAAUAGUACUAUGAUCGAUUUUUUAAAGCUAAUUCGUCAAUCUCAAAUCAGCAAAAAAGAGACUAAACAAUUUUUGUUAUUCAUAAAAUCGAUAUUACCAUUCCCUAACCAAAUGCCGAAAAAUAUAAACACAUUACUAAAACAAGUUAAUAUGACUGAUUAUUUUAAGAAAAAGACAAUUUGUGUUCUUUGCAAAAAAGAACUACAGAAUAACCACUUCACAUGUGAUAAAUGCACUCAAAGUGAAAAAAAAUAUAUUGCUCAUAUUCUCGACACAGAUAUAUGUACUUUAUUAUCAAAUAUUAUUUUUCGACUUGCAUCAAGUAUUGAGCAAUAUAAAGAAGUAAUCUUAAACCCUAAUUCACAAACAAUAUAUGAUAUACCAUUUGCAGAACUUUAUCAAUAUUUAUUAAAAAAAUAUCCGAAUGAGAACUUAUUAUCAUUGCUUCUUCAUGUGGAUGGUAUUAGUUUAGUAAAAUCCACAAAACUAAAGUUGUGGAUAUGUAGUGCUAGCAUUGUUGAACUUCCACCUGAUCUACGAAGUCGACGGUCCAACAUGUUUUUAUUAUCGAUGUAUGUUGGUUACUCAGAACCGGAUGUAACAACGUGGUUAAAAUCAUGUUUUCUCACUCUUAAAGAGCUAAAAAGAUCAGCUUUUCACGUUGAAGGUGUUCAACAAUCUUAUAACAUAAAAGUUUAUGGUUGUAUUGGCGAUUGUCCUGCCCUCAAAAUCAUGACAAAUAUAAUUGGACAUAACGGCUAUUAUUCGUGCUUUUAUUGUCACAUUAAAGGCAUACAUAUUCGUAAACCACGUAAAAGACAAUAUCCCUACUCGUCAACAAUCAAUUACCGCACAAAUGUUGAAGGUAUUCCAUUAUCUCAAUAUGAUUAUCUUCGGUUUGAUCUUGGAAAAAUGACAAAUGAAAAUAGCAAUGAAGAUCAACAAGAAAAUCAUGAAGAAUAUAUUCAUACAAAACGAAAAAGUGAACUAUUAUCAUCUUUAUAUGGUUUACCAUAUGCUCUUGUCGGUAAAAGAAAUGAAAAAUAA